AGACAUUUGCACUUGUCUUGUGAGUGCUCAAAUUGCCCUUACAGAUCAAAUGCUGACUCUUCACAGUGCUGAACAUUUUUGCAGCUGGACAGUUGGGAUGAAUUUUCUAUCUUAAGUAAAAUAUCACAAGCUGAGACUGGACACCUACCAAGACAUGGCUGCUUUUACAGUGAUACAGAGAAUCAUAAUCGUACUGUAUGUGACCUCUUCAUUGGAAAUAGAAAGGCUAAGUCACGCACAGACAGUUGGAAUACUUAGGGAGAGUACAUGGCAUAUGACAUCACCACCCUACAUGGGUGAAACAGGAAAUAACUCUAAACAAGUAAGACAAGCAUAUUGGAAAUCAUUCAAAUACGUGAUUGACAUCAAAAUAAAUGCUUCAAGGGAAAUGGUGCAAGACCGCUUGAGGACCCUUCUUCAAGGAUACACAUAUCCGAACAGUGUCAACAGAAAUGUCACAAUACUCAAUGUGAAUCUCAACACAACUCCACCACCGAAAUUGAUUAAAUACAUAAUUGACUUCAAAAUCAAUGCUUCAAAUGCAGAUGUGAUAGAGCGGUUGAGAGGCCUAAUUAAUGGAAAGAAAUUCCCCAACAGCGUCAAGAAAUGCAUGCAAAUCUCCAGUGCAAACAUCACCACAGUGUGUCUCUCAGAUGCAAACAAAACUGAGUGCAAAUGUGAGAAUCAAUAUGUUUGGUCUUCUGAACAAUGCUCUAAACAAGGGGUUUGCAGCCACAAUCAAAACGCUACUUGUGGAUGCAUCAAUUCUGCUCCAACUGAUGGGACAUUCUGCCAGAGGACACCAGCUCCACCACUAAAAUCAUUCAAAUACACAAUUGACUUUAAAAUCAAUUCUUCAAGAGAAGAUGUAAUUGAGAGGUUCAGGGCCCUUAUUCAUGGACAGAAUUUCCCCAUCAGUAUCAAGAACUGCAUGCAACUUUCCAGUGUGAACAUCACCAAUUUGUGCCUCUCAAAUGCAAACAAAACUGAGUGCAAAUGUGAGAAUCAAUAUGUUUGGUCUUCUGAACAAUGCUGUAGCCACAAUCCAAACUCUACCUGUGAAUUUGUAAAUACUGCUCCAGUUGAUGGAAUUUUCUGCCAGAGGACACAAGAUAUAACCACUCCUGCAACCCCAAACACAACUGAGAUAAUAACGACAAUGGCAAGUCCUUCAGCAUCUACUUCAACAGAAAUACCAACAACUUUAGGCUUUACCACCCUUUCAACACUGGUCCCAAACACAACUCAUGGAAUAACGACAAUGACGAGUACUUCAACAUUCAAUUCAACAGCAGAGACAUCAAAUAUAACCACUCCUGCAACCCCAAACACAACUGAGAUAAUAACGACAAUGGCAAGUCCUUCAGCAUCUACUUCAACAGAAAUACCAACAACUUUAGGCUUUACCACCCUUUCAACACUGGUCCCAAACACAACUCAUGGAAUAACGACAAUGACGAGUACUUCAACAUCCAAUUCAACAGCAGAGACAUCAAAUAUAACCACUCCUGCAACCCCAAACACAACUGAGAUAAUAACGACAAUGGCAAGUCCUUCAGCAUCUACUUCAACAGAAAUACCAACAACUUUAGGCUUUACCACCCUUUCAACACUGGUCCCAAACACAACUCAUGGAAUAACGACAAUGACGAGUACUUCAACAUUCAAUUCAACAGCAGAGACAUCAAAUAUAACCACUCCUGCAACCCCAAACACAACUGAGAUAAUAAUGACAGUGGCAUUUCCUUCAGUAUCUUCUUCAACAGAAAUACCAAACUUUCCCACCAUUUCAACCCUGGUCCCAAACACAACUAAGGGAGUAACAACUAUGACAAGUGUCUCAACAUCUACUCCAACAGCAGAGACAUCAAAUGUUACCAUCCUUACAACCCUGUUCACAAACUCAACUGAGAUUAUAAAGACAAGUGCUACUCCAACAUCUAUUCCACAAAGUCAAACUUCCACAAUAAAACAUCCAACACCUAUUACAAAGCCAACAUCAGCAGCAACAACAGAAAAACCAAAAACAAAACCACCACCAGCAGCAACAACAGAAAAACCAACAAUAAAACCACCACCAACUACAACAAAACCACCAAUAAAACCACCACCAACUGCAACAAAACCACCAUCAACAUCUAAACUUGUAAUUCGUCAUAUGUCAUUGGGGAUAAAGGAGACAUUUAAUUCAGGCCUAAAUAAUAAGGCCAGUGAAAAAUUCAAGGAAUAUAAAUCAAAAAUUGAGACGGCUAUCACAAAAACUUAUGAGAAAGAAGAUAAAUUUGUUUCAGCCACUGUCACAGGUUUUAGACCUGGAAGUGUGAUUGUAGACUUCUUUAUUACAUCAUCUCAAGAGAUCCAGAGUAAUGAGGCUAUAAACCAAGCUCUUUCCAGCAAUCUGAAACUGUCUCAAUUCGAUGUUGAUCCAGCUUCAAUUUCUGUGACUGAGAGGACUAACCUGGUGACGUCUAGGGAAGCAGUGUUUCCUGAACAAAUAAUACAACUCUACUGCCCCGACACCACUGAUCGCUUGGGGAAAAUAGAAUGGACAGUACAUGGAAAACAAUUAGGCCCACCGGUAAAGGGUCACUAUGAGCUCUCACCAGAUGGUAUAAACCUCACAGUCAACAAUGUUAACAAUGAUGACAAUGGUCGUUAUGAAUGCUCGUACAAAACAGACACUGGGCUAUAUCUUAAAUGGGAUGAAAUUGACUUUAUUAAGCCAUAUCCUAGUAUACAAACACCUGUUAACAAGACAUUAGCAUGUGAUGAUGAACCGGUUCAACUAAGCUGCUGUGUGCAUCCUAACUACACUGUAAACUGGGUAGAGGGCACAACAUUGUUGAGUGUCAAAUCUGAUAUUCCAAAUUGUAUUACAUACAUGUUUAAUAACAAAGGGGAAAGUUGUGGGGGGAAAAAAACAUUCAUCUGCAAACUGGGCAAUGAAGGUUUGUUUGGAUUCUCAUACAGCUCAAAAACUGUGGAACUGGAUAUUUCUGAACAGCAAAACCCAAAUACUGUCAUAUGUAAUGAUGAAAUAUAUGGUUUUGGAAAGGUUGGUCUUGAAGCAAAUGGAGACUGUGAGGGGAAUAAAAUUGGCAGCAGAAAAGGAAUAUGUCAACCUAAUGGCACUUGGAAAACUUUCCAGGAUGACUGUGUUCUUCGUAUCAUUGAGGAAUUAAAACAGGAAUCACAGGCUUUAAAUACUGCAACUUUAACAACAUUUUUGAAUAAAGUGAACAAUGCAACCACAAAGAAUGAAGCAGACAUAGUUCAGUCUUCAGCUACAGUCACUAAUCUUGUGGAAAUACUGAAAAACAUUGCAAGUGUGUCACAGACAAUUCAGUUGGAUGAGUUUUUGAUAGAAGAUUUCCUUCAAAUAGUGGAAGUCAUUUCAUCAGAGGCAACAAAGCUUGUAUGGGCAAAUUUAAACGCAGGAAGUGAAAGCCAAGGCAACAGUUCUGAACUCCUUAAUGCUAUUGAAAAUGUAUUAAAAGCGUCAAAUGAGUCAAAUGACUCUUUCAGCAUAACAAGUCCUAAAAACACGUUCCUGUUCCGAAAGAUAACCACGUCUGACCGUUUUUUUAAGGAUGUAUUAAAACUCAACUCCACAGCUGAAAUUGACAUUCCAGAUAUUUCAUCCAAUGUCACAAUCAUAACAGCAGCUUUUUCCACUUUGAACAACAUUAUGCCGGUGAGAAAUCGCACUGACAACUCAAAUAAGAGUGUAAAUGUCAUCAAUGGACUCAUUGUUGUAGUGAAAACAAGUGUAAACAUCAGCAACAUAAGCCUGAGCUUUCAAAAGCUGAAUAAUUCUGGGAAUUUAGCAAACCCUCAAUGUGUUUUCUGGGAUUUUAAUCUUUUUAAUGGCAAUGGAGGAUGGGACUCAACAGGAUGUGAGCGAAUACACGACAAUGGCAAUAUCACUUGUAGAUGCAAUCAUACCACCUCAUUUUCAAUAUUGAUGUCCCCUUCUGCUCCCAAGGAUCCUGCCUUGUCUGUAAUUACCUACGUUGGAGUAGCCAUUUCAUUAGCCAGCUUGGUGGUGUGCCUGAUCAUCGAAAUUAUCAUCUGGAAGGACAUAUCGCGAAAUUCUACUUCACAUAUGCGGCAUGUUUUUAUUGUAAACGUUGCACUUUCUCUCCUGAUCGCCGAUGUGUUGUUCAUUAUUGGGGCUGCCAUCUCCAAUCCUGGAAAGGACAUUAUUAACCUGUGUAGUGCAGUUGCGUUCUUCACCCACUACUUCUACCUGGCCCUUUUCUUCUGGAUGUUGGUCUCAGCCCUGUUGCUCCUUUACCGCACCACCAUGGUCUUCUCUCAAAUGUCCAAAUCAGUCAUGAUGGCAAUUGCGUUCAGUGUGGGCUAUGGUGCACCUCUCAUCAUCUCAAUCAUUACGGUUGCGGUCACAGGUGGAAGUAAGACCUACAUCACAAGGAGUGGAAUAUGCUGGCUGAACUGGGACCAGUCCAAAGCACUUCUGGCUUUUGUGGUUCCAGCUCUGGUCAUUGUGGCUGUCAACAUUGUUAUUGUGAUAAUAGUUGUGAUCAAACUUGUCAGGAGGAGGGUAGGAGAGAAUUCCAGAGAUGAAAGAAAUGUAUUGACAACCAUUGUCAGAUGUGUGGCCAUAUUAACGCCCAUCUUUGGCAUCACAUGGGGUCUUGGCUUGGGGAUCUUGGUUCAACCUAAAGCUUUGGUGAUCCAUUACUUGUUUGCAAUCUUCAACUCCUUGCAGGGCUUAUUUAUUUUGGUCCUUGGAAUACUGAUGGAAAAGAAGGUUCGAGAAGCCCUUACACUGAGAUUGAGACACAUUGGAUCCAAGGCAACACAUAGUUCAAGCUACAGAAGCCAUUACAACAACAACAACAGUACCUCCAACAGAACAACUCUCACUAAUAUUAUUAACAACCUUCUGAGAAGAGAUAGGUAUGCUGUGUCACCUGCCAAUUCCCACUCUAGAUCAUCUGAAUAUGUUAUGACUGCUUAGCUGUACAGAUGAACUAAAUAAUUUCCUGUCGGAAAUCAGGAGUUUUUUCGUGCCUUUCUUUAACAAUGUCUUUCCAAAUUGCCUUGUUUUUCUUGUUCUUUCUCCAACAAUAACUUUCCAAAACAUUCACACUACUACAGGGGUUGAUUUUUCCAAUGUUUUCUAUUGGUUUAACAGAUUGGCCAGUUAAGUAAAAAUAUUACACAAUUUGUAUAAGACUUGUGAAAUCAAAAUUUUAAUCAAGUUACCUUUCAAGCUCUGUUUAAAGUCUAAUCAAGCUUUCCUUUGGUCUAUCACUCUAAUAAAUCCUUGAAUAACAAACACUUGGUUCAUACAGUAUGUGUAUACUAGGGAUGCUUGCUCAGAUUUAGGUUUAGAAAAUAUAUGACUUUUCUAAGCAAUCUGGCCUGAUGGAUGAUAAAAAUAACAGAGGAGGGACCCAAGCCCAAGAUGAUACCAAGAAUCCCACGCACUCCAGAGUAAUUAGUACAAUUUCAUAAAAUACUGUUGAAGAACUGGGCCUUGAACGUGUAAGGUACAUGACGUAACAUUUAGCCUAAUGCAUUGGGCGAUGUUAUUAUAUUGCUGAUGUUAAGGUUCUGAUGUCUGACUUGAUAGCUUUAAAGGAGGAAGGCUCACACACCAUGUAUCUCAAUAGCCUACGGGUUAUUAUAUGAUUAUUAUUAUUUAAUUAUUAUUAUAGAAUAUCAGAGGAAAACAUUUGUCCUUCAAAACGAAAUCACUGUAUUAAAAACAAAAAUUAAAUAAGAAUCUGUAGUCCAUACCUUUGGAAUCCCUGUGGUGAUUCUCUUCUCUUUUUAUAGGUUAAUGUGAAUAAUAAUGAACUGAGAUUACA
Molecule: messenger RNA, 5840 nt
Organism: Xyrauchen texanus (razorback sucker)
Lineage: Eukaryota; Metazoa; Chordata; Actinopteri; Cypriniformes; Catostomidae
Product: adhesion G protein-coupled receptor F5
Exons: 31
Coding region: 155-4984 (1609 amino acids)
Biological process (GO): G protein-coupled receptor signaling pathway; cell surface receptor signaling pathway
Cellular component (GO): membrane
Molecular function (GO): G protein-coupled receptor activity
Source: RefSeq, a predicted model, not a curated record